Anguilla anguilla (European eel) is the source of this 3156-nucleotide messenger RNA. RefSeq names its product chromosome 14 C18orf54 homolog (gene c14h18orf54). The coding region runs from base 308 to 1918 and encodes 536 amino acids. The transcript has 8 exons. NCBI's taxonomy places the organism in Eukaryota, Metazoa, Chordata, Actinopteri, Anguilliformes, Anguillidae. The record is from RefSeq and is a predicted model, not a curated record.
ACUUUAACGCCAUGUAUCGGGGUUAUUCGCACAUGACGUAAUUCGUGUUGAAAUUUUGAAAUAAACAUGGCAACCCUCGCCGGGGGAUUUUUUUCAAGAGAAUUUGCUUCCUAGCAAGCAUUUGAAAAGAUUUCCUGAUUCUCCAAGGUAGACUGGCUAGCUAAAUGUAACUGUCUGGUUGGGCUUCCUGCAUGUAAUGUUUGCUAUUUGUAGCCAGUCUACUAUAUUGCUAAUUUCGGCUAAUUUCACGUCAACUUGUUUGGAUUAGGCUGAUAUGUUAUCAGAUGUCAUGCACUGAUACACAGUGAUGUCUACCGACAACCUUCUCUCUCCGGAAUCCACGGUUACUUCCCUCUUAGCCAGUUCUGGACACCUAAAGAGCUCGUUGACGUCUUACUCUGCGAGCUCCAUUAGAUACAGGGACAGGAAAUACGAGUCGGCCACGGAGGCUCUGGAUGCAUACAUUGCGGAUUUCCAGAGGAGCCUGCUGGCCCCGGAGAUGUCCACAGGGCGACUGCAGCUACCAAAAGACCCAGUCACCCCUAUUCUUUCAGGAACCAGGUUCAGAAACAAGGAUGUGCUUAAAGAGAAGCUGACUGAUGGGGAGCUAGACUUCCUGAACCUGCCUGUUGGCACUCAGCAGAGAGACCCAGAUAGUCUGAGCCUGACCACUGAUGACCUGCUGAUCCUGCCCACUGACGGCUCCAUGCCGGUCACCCGUACCUCAGCGUACCUGACCCAACGUGUGGCCCGCCCCUGGGGCGACAGCGCUAACUCCAGGUCCCUCAAGUGCCAGGACCUCCUCACAUCACAGGGGAUCUCUCAGCGGAAGAGGGGGCUAGGGAAAUACCUGGGGGGAGAGGACUUCCUGGGCUCACACCCAAACCACCAGCUCAAAGGUACCCACCAAACACAGAGGGGGCCACCGGACGCAGUCUCCUCUCGACACUACCCCAGGUGGCUGACCAGCCUGAAGUCAGACAUGGACUUCUCAGGCGUCACCAGUGUCCCGGACCAAGCGUACCCGACCUGGCUGAGGGACUGCGAAACGGCCUCAGGCCACGCCAGCUGCAGGACGCCUUUCGGGAAACUCGGGCACAGUCGCACCUUCCCACCCUCACCCAAAGCACCGUCCUGGCUGGGCGUGCUGGAGUCCCCGUAUGAGGAACCGCAGGAGGACACAGGGAGCCACCUGAGAGUGGAGCAGAGCGUGAGCGAGGAGACGGGAGAAGGCACCAGCGCACUACUGGAGGAAGCAGGACAGCCAACACUCAGGGAGCUGAGAUUAGAGUUUGCAGAACAGCUGGCCUCUGUUGAAGAGAGAGAUGCACAUAAUGACAAACCCUUUAGAGAUGACAAGAUUGAGUCUUUGAUACUGAAAGCAGAGAAGGCCCUGGGCUCCCCCUCACUAGGCCCUGGACGUCUCACGUUGAAGGACGGGAGUGGCAGUCCGCGCACUGAAGACAUCCUGGACCUGGAUCGGUCAUGGGACAACCCCCCUGUUACCUUUAAAUCUCCAGUGCCAGUAGGCGGCGCUGAAGACCAGCUCAAUGUAAACAAGCCAGGAGUGGCCAGGAAAAUGGAGGUUUGUAAACGAGCCACAGCAUCCAUUUCCUCGGGUUACAGCAGUAGGAAACACCCAGGACCUGUUGAGGCCCUCAAGCAGAUGCUGUUCAGCCUGCAGGCUGUGGAGCACAGGGUCAGGCAGGAGGGGAAAGCGCAGGAUGCCUCCACGCUGGAGACCAAAAACCCAGAAGAAGAACACUCGGAGGCCUGCACGAUUUUGGACCCGUGUGGCGAUUACGAGAGUGCCCCUGGUGGUCAGUCUUUACAGAGGGCUCUGCAUCAUUUGGGGAGACUAAAGAGCCUUGUGGACGACAUGAAUGACAAAAAGGAGAGAGAACUUCAGGAGCAGUGAUGUGCGAGAACAGUAAAAGACCACAGAGAAGAAGACUUGACCCCUCUAUUUCUGGAUUUUGGUUAAAGCUCCUUUGUGCCAAACUGAGAAGAAAUUUGUUGAACUGUCAUUUUUCAGGCCCAGUAAUAUCUUUAAUUCAAGCAAAUAUACUGUCAUAAAAACAUUUUACAUACAUUCUUCCCCACUUUAUAAAACUGUAGUGUGGGACAGGUGUGAAAUUAAGAAUCAUGUGUGGUUGGCUGAUCUUUUUCUGUUAAUACAAGCACAUUCUGUCACAACUGUAUUUAAAACAUUUCCUGGUUGUUAUGGGAAAACAAUGAACUACCAGCAAAGUUGGUGUUUCAAAGCCGUGUUCCAGAAUAUGUUGGAUGCUAGCCGUAUAUUGUAUGUAUGUGUACCACACCAUUCCUGUCACCCUAAGUAGCUGUAGCCGUGUAAAAUUACUUGCUGAGCUAUGAUAAUAAUCUGAUGCUACGCAGAAGUGCUUUAAAAUUCAAUAUGUGCCAUCCAAAUGCAGUCUUACGUCAGUGAUGAAAAAUGAUAUUGUGGUGUAUAUGAGAUUCUGAGCUUUUCUUACAAUAGUAAAUGUUUCUCAGCUGACUUCAAAAUUGAGAGCAGUUAUCCUCAAGGAGCCAAGAUUCAAAAUGGAUUGUUUGUCACUGUACAAACGUGAAAGCCUUAAAUUGUAUAUUUUUAACGACAAUAUUUGACUAAGAUGGUAUUUUAUAUAUGAAGGGUAUUUAAAGAAUGAAUAAUUUACUGUUGAUUACAAUUUUGUGUAUUUACUGAACUCAGUGUUUAGUGUCGGAAAGUCAACUGUGAUGCCAUCAGAAUCCAAUUCCUUGUACUAAUUCAAUUUCCAUAAAACUUUACUCACUUUCCUGUUACUCUUUAAAAUGUAUUUAAUUAAAUCAUAUUGUUUAAAAUCCAUGUUGUUCUAAAAGUGCCACAAUAGCAUUGCAUUUUGUAUUUGUACACAAUUGUUAUUUGUAAAAUGUUGUUGCUGCUCCUGUAUAUUUGAAUGACCAAUUUAUUAAUAUAUUAAGCCAAAACAACUGUGUUUUCUGUAAUUAUGAUCUGUUUAGGGAAGUAUUUCUUUAGCAAUGCCUGAUUCAUGUUUGAAAGCACAUUUGUCUAUUCCAGGCUAGUUUCAGUGCUAAGCCAGCUACACACUGACCAGCAGCCUCAGUGUGUUCUGUUCAGACAAUAUUAAAAAUAAAGAGCCCUCACCAGUGUUA